Molecule: messenger RNA, 1032 nt
Organism: Cetraspora pellucida
Lineage: Eukaryota; Fungi; Glomeromycota; Glomeromycetes; Diversisporales; Gigasporaceae
Source: the annotation of a GenBank genome assembly
AUGGUAGUUGGAGCUUCGGGAACAGGCCGUUCCACUUUCGUCAAUACCCUCUGCGGUAGUGAAGUUUUGGCCAAAAAGUUGUGUGAUACCCCCGAAACUGCACAUGUAGAAGCGGGUAUCCGAAUCAAACCGGUAACAGUUGAAUUGGAUGAAGAUGGUGCCAGAAUUGCUUUGACAAUUGUGGAUACCCCUGGAUUUGGUGAUAAUAUAGAUAAUGAAUUUUGUUUUCAGGAAAUUAUGGGCUAUUUGGAAAGACAAUAUGAUGAUAUUUUGGCAGAAGAGUCGAGGAUUAAGCGUAAUCCUCGAUUUCGUGAUAAUCGAGUUCACGCACUUCUUUAUUUCAUUACUCCAACGGGUCAUUCUCUUCGUGAGAUUGAUAUCGAACUAAUGAAACGUCUUAGUCCACGUGUCAACGUCAUUCCGGUUAUCGGUAAAGCUGAUACAUGUACGCCAGCCGAAUUGUCAGAAUUCAAAAGGAUGAUUAUGGAGGAUAUCGAACAUUAUAACAUCCCAAUCUAUAACUUUCCAUUUGAUGUUGAAGAAGAUGAUGAAGAAACAGUUGAAGAGAAUAGUGAAUUAAGGGCUCUCCUACCCUUUGCCAUUAUUGGCAGCGAAGAAGAGAUCAUUGUAAACGGAAGAUCAGUUCGUGGAAGACAAUACCCAUGGGGUGUUGUUGAAGUUGAAGACCCACAACAUUCGGAUUUUGCUAGAUUGCGAUCAGCACUUUUAAGCUCUCAUUUACAAGAUUUAAAAGAGAUUACACACGAUUUCUUAUAUGAAAAUUAUCGUACAGAGAAACUUAGCAGAAGUGUCGACAAUACUACCCCAGAGGAUGUUAAUAUCUUGCCUGAUGACCUCGCUACUCAAGGUGUACGAAUAAAGGAAGAACAAUUGAAACGGGAAGAAGAAAAGUUGAGAGAAAUUGAAUUAAAAGUUCAACGGGAAAUCUCUGAAAAGAGACAAGAGCUUCUAGCUAAAGAAGAAGCCCUGAGGAACUUGGAAGCACGAUUAGCACAAGCUCAAGAUUAUUAA